Penicillium chermesinum is the source of this 5628-nucleotide messenger RNA. Its product is annotated as putative AMP binding domain protein. Bases 1 to 5628 code for a protein of 1875 amino acids. The record is from RefSeq and is a predicted model, not a curated record. The transcript has 7 exons. Gene Ontology annotation, cellular component: cytosol. NCBI's taxonomy places the organism in Eukaryota, Fungi, Ascomycota, Eurotiomycetes, Eurotiales, Aspergillaceae.
AUGGCGGAAGAUUCGCCGGAAAUUCAGGCCGCAUUGCGGGAUCUGGACCGGGAAUUCGAGGAGGGCGAUAUCACCCAGAAAGGGUACCAAAAGCGACGCACCCUCCUACUGUCGCAAUACUUCGGCCCUAAUAAACCACUCGAGGUGGUCAACCCCUCCGCGAAUAACGAUGAGCCACCGGCAGGCUUGCGCGCAGCUCCUCCAGCUAUCCUGAGUGUCCGACCACCGACAGCAGACUCAUCACACCCCAGCGUCAGGUCUCCAAACCCUCCCAGUAGGUACUCCAGCAGGGAAGGCGGAGGGCUUAUGUACAACCAUGAUGAGAGCAUGCAUCCACACAAAUCGUCUCCGGCUCCUGGUGAUGGCUAUGACAGGGACAAUCUAGGAGCAGGGCAGGUGCAUGAUCGGAUGCCGUCCGGCUCUUCGUAUGAUUCGCUUUUUCUUCCAAGACCUAUGCCCCCGGGAUCGCAGGGUCCAGAUGGCUCGAGGACAGCGACUUUGCUGAGCCAGAACUACGCUUUCAACCCUGAUGUUCAGCCAGAGUAUCAGCAAGAGUACCAACACGAUUACCAGCAGGAGUACCAACCUGAGUACCCAGAUGAUAGCAUGGGUGCAUAUGACCCGAAUUCUGCCGGAGUCACGCGACAAUCGACCAUGCUUGACUCGCAACAGGGAUUCUUCUCUGACUUUGCCGGCCAACACGAGGAUUACCGUGAUAGCUAUGGGGGUGGAUACCAUCGUUACUCCCAGUCAGGAGAGGCUUUCUCGCCUACCGUAAACAUGGUGCCUCCUCUUAUACCCUCCUCAGAACUGUCCCACGGACCAGCUAUUGAGCACCUAUUGCCUCUUGAACCUCGUGAUAUUCCUUUUUCGGUGAACGACCCGCAUGAUAAGAACAUCUCGAUGUCAAAUUUCGAUAACCUUCCUGCUGUCCUGCGCCAUCGUGCGCGAGUCCAUGCGAAGCAGCCCGCAUACUGGGUUUUGGAUCAGAAGGGCAAAGAGCUUGCCUCUAUCACAUGGGAUAAGUUAGCUAGUCGCGCCGAGAAGGUUGCGCAGGUAAUCCGUGACAAGAGCAAUUUGUACCGUGGCGAUAGAGUGGCCCUCAUCUACCGUGAUACUGAAAUCAUUGAAUUCGCUGUCGCACUUUUCGGCUGCUUCAUUGCAGGCGUGGUGGCGGUUCCCAUUAACAGCUUGGAUGAUUACCAGACUCUGAACCUGGUCCUCACUUCUACACAAGCCCACCUGGCCUUGACGACGGAAAACAAUCUGAAGGGAUUCCAACGCGACAUAACAGCCCAGAAACUUAGCUGGCCUCGAGGUGUUGAGUGGUGGAAGACUAAUGAGUUUGGGAGCUUUCACCCAAAGAAGAAAGAUGAUACUCCUCCACUCGUCGUUCCGGAUCUGGCUUACAUUGAAUUCGCCCGCGCACCGACAGGUGAUAUACGAGGUGUUGUAAUGAGCCACCGCACAAUUAUGCACCAGAUGGCUUGUAUCAGUGCCAUCAUUUCUACGAUCCCUUGCGACAGCAGAUACUCGACGAAGGGCGAGACGAUUGUCAGUUAUCUCGAUCCUAGGCAGGGAAUUGGUAUGAUCUUGGGUGUCCUGUUAACAGUUUACGGUGGCCACACAACUGUCUGGCAUGAAGAUCGCGCCGUCGAGACGCCUGGUCUAUAUGCUCAUCUUAUCACGAAGUACCGGGCAACGGUCAUGGCUGCAGACUACUCUGGAUUGAAGAUCUCCGCCUAUAACUAUCAGCAAGACCCCAUGGCCACGCGGCAUUUCAAGAAGAAUGCCGAGCCAAAUUUCAGCAGCGUAAAAAUAUGUUUAAUCGACACCUUGACCUCCGACCCUGAAUUCCAUGAAAUCCUUGCUGAUAGAUGGCUGCGACCUAUGAGGAACCCUCGAGCCCGAGAAAUUGUUGCACCGAUGCUUUGCUUGCCCGAACAUGGGGGCAUGGUCAUCAGUAUGCGCGAUUGGCUCGGUGGUGAGGAGCGAAUGGGAUGCUCUUUGACUCACGAGAUGGAUCCACGUAACAAGAAGGAUGAUGAUUCUUCUGAUGACGAGAAAGAAAAGUCAGAAGCGAACACUGGCUUUGGUAGCAGUCUUCUCGGCGGUGGCUCCCGGAAAUCAGCACCCAAGCAAAGCGCAAAGCACGACCUGAGUGAAGUCCUUCUCGACAAAGAGGCAUUGAAGAGCAAUGAGGUUGUUGUAUUGGCCAUGGGCGAAGACGCUAGGAAAUAUGCUAGCAGUAUGCCCCAUGCCGUCCGUGUGGGUGCCUUCGGCUAUCCUCUUCCGGACGCAACUCUUGCCGUCGUCGAUCCUGAGACGAAUCUUCUAUGUACACCUAAUGUCAUUGGCGAGAUUUGGGUGGAUUCUCCCUCUCUCUCUGGUGGAUUCUGGGCGCUGCCGAAACAUACAGAGGCUAUCUUCCACGCCAGACCUUAUAAGUUUGAAGAUCCUGAACCCGACACCCGAUGCAUCAUCGAGGGCAAAAUAUUCGUCUUGGGCCUGUAUGAGGACAGACUUCGACAAAAGGUUGAAUGGGUCGAGCAUGGCCAAGAGAUUGCUGAGCACCGAUAUUUCUUCGUGCAACACCUAGUUGUGAGCUUGUUGAAGAAGGUACCAAAGAUUCACGACUGCACUGCGUUCGACGUGUUUGUCAACGAUGAACAUUUGCCUGUCAUCGUUCUGGAAUCCUAUGCUGCAUCAACCGCGCCCACUGCAAAUGGCGGCCCUCCGCGUCAACUCGAUUCUGUUCUCCUUGACUCCCUCGCAGAGCGAUGCAUGGAGGUACUUUACCAGGAACACCAUCUUCGCGUGUACUGUGUGCUGCUUACCGCCCCGAACACACUCCCCCGUGUGACGAAGAGUGGUCGUCUCGAGAUCGGUAACAUGUUGUGUCGAAAGGAGUUUGAAGCUGGUACGCUACAGGCCGUCCAUGUUAAGUUUGGCGUCGAACGUUCUGUCCUGAACCUCCCGGUUGGUGUUGACCCUGAGGGUGGCAUUUGGUCGCCACUUGCACUUGCCUCCAGACAAGAUCUUCUCGCCUAUCAAGAGAAACAAUACUCCGGCGUUGACUAUCGCGAUGUGGUCAUGGACGAUCGAACCUCUACACCUCUGAGCAAUUACAAAUCGAUUUCAGAAAUUCUCCAAUGGCGAGUUUCACGACAAGCCGAAGAACUGGCGUAUUGCUCGAUAGACGGUCGCGGCAAAGAGGGCAAGGGAAUUACCUGGAAGAAGUUCGACCUCAAGGUCUCAGCGGUAGCAACUUAUCUGAAGAACAAGGUCAAAGUGCGACCUGGUGAUCAUCUGAUCUUGAUGUACACCCAUUCAGAAGAAUACGUUUAUGCUAUUCACGCAUGCUUCUGCUUGGGUGUUGUGGUCAUUCCUAUGGCCCCUAUUGACCAGAAUCGUAUGGCUGAGGAUGCCCCCGCCUUCCUCCACCUAAUCAAGGACUUCAAUGUGAAGGCUAUCAUUGUCAACACCGAUGUUGACCAUGUCCUGAAGCAGAAGCUUGUCUCGCAGCAUAUCAAGCAAUCUGCUCAAGUUCUCCGUAUUGGAGUUCCAGCUAUCUACAACACAACCAAGCCAUCGAAGCAGUCCCACAGCUGCCGCGAACUUGGUUACACCGUCAAAGACACCUGGCUCCAAGGAAAUGCACCAGCUUUGGUCUGGACUUACUGGACUCCUGAUCAACGACGAAUCUCUGUUCAGAUUGGCCACGACACCAUUCUUGGAAUGUGUAAGGUGCAGAAGGAGACUUGUCAAAUGACAAGCUCUCGACCAGUCCUUGGCAGUGUGCGCAGUACGUUGGGACUUGGCUUUCUCCACACCUGCUUACUGGGUAUCUAUGUUGGUGCACCCACGUACCUUGUUUCGCCCGUCGACUUUGCUGCAAACCCAAUGACUUUGUUCGUGACAUUAUCACGGUAUAAGAUCAAGGACACAUACGCCACUGCCCAAAUGUUAGACCAUGCCAUGUCCACCAUGGCGGCCAAGGGAUUCCAGCUCCAAGAACUCAAGAACUUGAUGAUCUCAGCGGAUGGGCGUCCCAGAAAUGAUAUCUACCAAAAGACGCGCCUGCACUUCGCUUCUGCUGCUCUGGACCGCACUGCGAUUAAUGUGUCUUACUCCCAUGUUCUCAACCCAAUGAUCGCGACGAGGUCUUACAUGUGCAUUGAGCCAAUUGAGUUGGCUCUGGAUAUUCGAAGCCUUCGUCGUGGCCUCAUCUAUCCCGUCGACCCAGAUACAGACCCCACUGCUCUAGUUCUCCAAGAUUCUGGAAUGGUUCCCGUCAACACUCAGAUUGCAAUUGUUAACCCCGAGACCUGCACGCUCUCACAGGUUGGUGAGUAUGGUGAGAUCUGGGUUCAAUCAGAUGCUUGUGCCCAGGGGUUUUAUAGGUCGAAGCAAGAAUUCGAUGCCGAGAGAAUGAAUGGCAGAGUGGUCGACGGAGAUCCGACUGUUCCUUACGUCCGGACGGGAGACUUGGGUUUUCUUCACACAGUAACGCGACCUAUUGGCCAUGGCGGACAACCCGUUGAGAUGCAGGUUCUCUUUGUUCUUGGGGGUAUUGGCGAGACCUUUGAAGUCAAUGGCCUCAACCACUUCCCUAUGGAUAUCGAGAACUCUGUUGAAAAGUUGCCAUCUUCCAAGCGGGGGGGUUUAAUCGUCUGCGUCGUUGAAGUCACUAGAAAGUCGUUCCUGGCCUCCCUGGUGCCCGUCAUUGUGGAUGUCAUCCUGAAUGAGCACCAGGUGGUUGCUGAUAUAGUUGCUUUUGUGUCCCAUGGUGAUUUCCCACGCUCCCGUCUCAGUGAGAAACAGCGUGGAAAGGUUCUAGGCUCUUGGGUGUCGCGUAAACUGCGAACACUGGCUCAAUUCAGCAUCCGCGACCUAGGCAACAGUCCAUUUGGAGACAUGCAGCUGGCGCAGCAACGUCGUGCCAGCCGAAGCUCUAAACCUGGAAGCAUCAUGGGCAACAGCACCCGUCUAUCUACAAUGCACGAUGGUGAUGUCCCACCUGUCCCAUCUUCCCCUGGCCUCUCUCCCGGACUCACACCUGGAGCCGUUACCCUCGAGGACACGGUGACACCUCAGCCUGAAGGCUCGUCCCCUGCCCCUGUCGAUCUCCAGAAGACACCCUUGUCACAGGUCCCGCCGAGGAAAAAGCUCCCUGAGCUUGAUACCGGCACUGACCGCACAGUCUCCAAGACUCCAGUCCCUGAGCCGCUUUCUGCCGUACCGUACAUCCAAGAGCCACAAUCGGCCACUUUUGUGACCGAGGAUGAUGACCAUGACUACCACGAGCCAGGUCACGAAGAGCCCACAUCGGCUCAAAGCCGAGAUUUCCGAUUUAGUUUCGAAAUGACAAGCACGCCACUCGACAAUACUCCCCUGGGCAUGUCAGCUCAGCAACAGCCAGCAUCUGCAGCAUCGGCGUCUCAUCCCGACCAUGGAGAGCAGCAUGGUACAGGCUUUGCAGUCACAAGCCCUUCUCAUGACGACUAUCGCCCUGGUACGCAGGAGAGCGGCAUUAUCGAUGACUGGCAACGGACAGCCAUCAUGUACCAGUCCGCUUUAGACGAUGCCGAUACUCACGACACUUCCCACCACCCCCACGCAAUCUAA